AUGAGUAGUUAUGGCGGCGGUCGCAGUGGAGGUGGAUAUGGCGGAGGACGCAGUGGUGGCGGUUAUGGAAGUGGAGGAGGUGGCGGAGGACGCAGUAAUGGCGGUUAUGGAGGCACGAGUUAUGAAAGUGAAGGAGGUGGCGGAGGACGCGUUAUGGGUGGUUAUGGAAGUGGAGGAGGUGGCGGUUAUGGAGGCACGGGUUAUGGCAAUGGAGGAGGUUGCGGAGGACGCGGUGGUAGCGGUUAUGGAGGCAAGGGUUAUGGAGGUGGAGGAGGUGGAGGAGGUGGCGGAGGAGGUGGAGGUCGAGGCGGUUAUGGUGGUAGAUCCUAUAGAAAAGGAUAUUAA
Mytilus californianus (California mussel) is the source of this 345-nucleotide messenger RNA. RefSeq lists its product as uncharacterized. The record is from RefSeq and is a predicted model, not a curated record. Lineage: Eukaryota; Metazoa; Mollusca; Bivalvia; Mytilida; Mytilidae. The transcript has a single exon. Bases 1 to 345 code for a protein of 114 amino acids.